AUUGGAUAUUGAGUGCAUCGUUUGUAAUAAAACGUUGCAAAAGAUUAAUCACAAACUACCCAGUGAUUACAAGAUGAGAAAAAUAAGCCGACGCUCGAGAACACCAAAUUGGUCACCAGAAGAAAAACAGUAUCUACUCGACUUAAUUAAAGAGCGAAAAGAAAUCGUCAUUAAUAAACCCAAUGCACCAAACAAUUACGAAGAAAAAGACGUCGCGUGGACUGAGAUACUACAGGAAUUAACCUCUAAAUUCGGACCGAAAUUUACCGAGUUCUCGAUUAAAAAAUUGAAAACUCAAUGGCAGAAUAUGAAACGUGUCGCUCGGGAGGAGAUAUCUUUAAAUGGGCCAACAGUUAAUAACUUUACAAGACAAUCAAUUGAAGUAUGUAAUAUUCUUGAUUUAGUUAGAAAUGGUGAAAUAAAACAAGAAGAGAAAGCACAGUCCAUUGAAACAAUUUUAAAAACUGACAUUGAAAUUAAAACGGAAUGUAUUGAUGAUGAUCUGAAUGCACCAAGCUGUAAAACUCAGUCCAAAGUCGACACUAUAAUUAUGGACUCAUCAUCAUCCUUCUCGGAACCAAUGGAUUUAAGUGAGCCUACAAUUGAGGUAGACUCUGGAAAUCAUAAAACUGCUGAAACUAUGACAGAUGCUUUCGUAGAUGUAAACUUGUUCCCGAGAGUAGCAAAUGACUUUUUGAGGUUUUCCACAACUGAAAAAGAAAUGAAAAUGGAAGCGCAUAAAGAAGAAAUGCAAAUAAUACGAUCAAUGAGAGAAACAGCCGAGUUGAAUAAAAUCAUAGCUGAACAAAAAUUAAAACAUGUCCUUUGGGUAAAGAAGCAAGAGAUGGCGUAA
Pieris rapae (cabbage white) is the source of this 853-nucleotide messenger RNA. RefSeq lists its product as uncharacterized. Lineage: Eukaryota; Metazoa; Arthropoda; Insecta; Lepidoptera; Pieridae. The transcript is spliced from 3 exons. The coding region runs from base 74 to 853 and encodes 259 amino acids. The record is from RefSeq and is a predicted model, not a curated record.